Pocillopora meandrina is the source of this 3092-nucleotide messenger RNA. Lineage: Eukaryota; Metazoa; Cnidaria; Anthozoa; Scleractinia; Pocilloporidae. The record is from the annotation of a GenBank genome assembly.
AUAGACUACCACAACCUACAUCUUAAAAUUGCUAAAGAAGUAGGACACAAACAUGGGAAGGGUGAAAGCUACGGCAAUCCUGGCAUUGUGUAUCGAAGUCUGGGUAAUUACAAAAAAGCCAUAGAGUACCACAGCCUACAUCUUAAAAUAGCUAAAGAAGUCGGAGACAAGCGUAGGGAGGGUAACGCUUAUGGUAAUCUCGGCAAUGCCUAUGACAGUCUGGGCGAUGUCAAAAAAGCCAUAGAGUACCACAACCUACAUCUUAAAAUAGCUAAAGAAGUAGGGGACAAGCAUGGUGAGGGUAACGCUUAUGGCAAUCUUGGCAAUGCCUAUCACAGUCUGGGUGAUUUCAAAAAAGGCAUGGAGUACCACAACCUACAUCUUAAAAUAGCUAAAGAAGUAGGGGACAAGCAUGGGGAGGGUAACGCUUAUGGCAAUCUUGGCAAUGCUUUUUACCGUUUGGGUGAUGUAGAAGAAGCCAUAGAGUACCACAAACUACAUCUUAAAAUAGCUAAAGAAGUAGGGGACAAGCAUGGUGUGGGUAACGCUUAUGGCAAUCUUGGCAAUGCUUUUUACCGUUUGGGUGAUGUAGAAAAAGCCGUAGAGUACCACAACCUACAUCUUAAAAUAGCUAAAGAAGUAGGGGACAAGCAUGGGGAGGGUGGUGCUUAUGGCAAUCUUGGCAAUGCUUUUUACCGUUUGGGUGAUGUAGAAAAAGCCAUAGAGUACCACAACCUACAUCUUAAAAUAGCUAAAGAAGUAGGGGACAAGCAUGGGCAGGGUAACGCUUAUGGCAAUCUUGGCAAUGCUUUUUACCGUUUGGGUGAUGUAGAAAAAGCCAUAGAGUACCACAACCUAUAUCUUAAAAUAGCUAAAGAAGUAGGGGACAAGCAUGGUGAGGGUAACGCUUAUGGCGAUCUUGGCAAUGCUUUUUACCGUUUGGGUGAUGUAGAAAAAGCCAUAGAGUACCACAACCUACAUCUUAAAAUAGCUAAAGAAGUAGGGGACAAGCAUGGUGAGGGUAACGCUUAUGGCAAUUUUGGCAAUGCUUUUUACCGUUUGGGUGAUGUAAAAAGAGCCAUAGAGUACCACAAACUACAUCUUAAAAUAGCUAAAGAAGUAGGGGACAAGCAUGGUGAGGGUAAUGCUUAUGGCAAUCUUGGCAAUGCCUAUCACAGUCUGGGUGAUGUAGAAAAAGCCAUAGAGUACCACAACCAACAUCUUAAAAUAGCUAAAGAAGUAGGGGACAAGCAUGGUGAGGGUAACGCUUAUGGCAAUCUUGGCAAUGCCUAUCACAGUCUGGGUGAUUUCAAAAAAGCCAUAGAGUACCACAACCUACAUCUUAAAAUAGCUAAAGAAGUAGGGGACAAGCAUGGUGAGGGUAAAGCUUAUGGCAAUCUUGGCAAUGCCUAUCAGAGUCUGGGUGAUGUAGAAAAAGCCAUAGAGUACCAAAACCUACAUCUUAAAAUAGCUAAAGAAGUAGGGGACAAGCAUGGGCAGGGUAACGCUUAUGGCAAUCUUGGCAAUGUUUUUUACCGUUUGGGUGAUGUAGAAAAAGCCAUAGAGUACCACAACCUAUAUCUUAAUAUAGCUAAAGAAGUAGGGGACAAGCAUGGUGAGGGUAACGCUUAUGGCAAUCUUGGCAAUGCUUUUUACCGUUUGGGUGAUGUAAAAAAAGCCAUAGAGUACCACAACCUACAUCUUAAAAUAGCUAAAGAAGUAGGGGACAAGCAUGGUGAGGGUAAAGCUUAUGGCAAUCUUGGCAAUGCCUAUCACAGUCUGGGUGAUGUAGAAAAAGCCAUAGAGUACCACAACCUACGUCUUAAUAUAGCUAAAGAAGUAGGGGACAAGCAUGGUGAGGGUAACGCUUAUGGCAAUCUUGGCAAUGCCUAUCACAGUCUGGGUGAUGUAGAAAAAGCCAUAGAGUACCACAACCUACAUCUUAAAAUAGCUGAAGAAGUAGGGGACAAGCAUGGUGAGGGUAAAGCUUAUUGCAAUCUUGGCAAUGCCUAUCAGAGUCUGGGUGAUGUAGAAAAAGCCAUAGAGUACCAAAACCUACAUCUUAAAAUAGCUAAAGAAGUAGGGGACAAGCAUGGGCAGGGUAACGCUUAUGGCAAUCUUGGCAAUGCUUUUUACCGUUUGGGUGAUGUAAAAAAAGCUAUAGAGUACCACAACCUACAUCUUAAAAUAGCUAAAGAAGUAGGGGACAAGCAUGGGCAGGGUAACGCUUAUGUCAAUCUUGGCAAUGCUUUUUACUGUUUGGGUGAUGUAAAAAAAGCCAUAGAGUACCACAACCUACAUCUUAAAAUAGCUAAAGAAGUAGGGGACAAGCAUGGUGAGGGCAACGCUUAUGGCAAUCUCGGCAAUGCCUAUGACAGACUGGGCGAUGUCAGAAAAGCCAUAGAGUACCACAACCUACAUCUUAAAAUAGCUAAAGAAGUAGGGGACAAGCAUGGUGAGGGUAAAACUUAUGGCAAUCUUGGCAAUGCCUAUCAGAGUCUGGGUAAUGUAGAAAAAGCCAUAGAGUACCACAACCUACAUCUUAAAAUAGCUAAAGAAGUAGGGGACAUGCAUAGUGAGGGUAACGCUUAUGUCAAUCUUGGUAAUGUUUUUUACCUUUUGGGUGAUGUAGAAGAAGCCAUAAAGUACCACAACCUACAUCUUAAAAUAGCUAUAGAAAUAGGAGACAAGCAUGGGCAGGGUAACGCUUAUAGCAAUCUUGGCAAUGCUUAUUGUAGUCAGGGUGACUUAAAAAAAGCCACAGAUUACUACAACCUACAUCUUAAAAUAGCUAAAGAAGUAGGGGACAUGCAUGGUGAGGGUAACGCUUAUGUCAAUCUUGGUAAUGUUUUUUACCUUUUGGGUGAUGUAGAAGAAGCCAUAGAGUACCACAACCUACAUGAUCUAAUCAUGCUUAAACUUUUUUCAUUGCUUCAAAUUUACUUAAGUAUGAUUUAAGGAUCUCUGAUAAUAUCUCUCUUAGAUUUAAGAUAUACUGUAAUACAGCUUUUUUGGAAGAAAGUUUUUUAAAAUCCAUCUUAAUUUUGCAGAUUUUCGUAACUACCAUUGAUAUAUGCUGGUAUAAAAUGUAA